UUCUCUGCCACACCUCGAAUUCGACGAGCCCUCGAGAACGCGAGAUAGGAGGGGGGAGACGGGGGAGGAGUGAAGGAUUCGAAGGAGGAGGAGGAGGAGGAGGAGGAGGAGGAGGAGGAGGAGGAGGCGCAAGGGGGUUGCUGGAUCGCUCCUCGCGGACGGCGGUCAUGGCGUCCAAGAGGCAGGCGGGCCCGGCGGCCGCUGUUCCCGCUCAGGAACAAAAGAUCGGAGAUGCGGCCAGGCUUGUCAGGAGGCCAAUACCAACGGUUCCACAGCAAGCAGUCGCAAGAAGCCACAGGGUACUUGGUGAUGUUGGAAACCUUAUGAAUGGACGGCCUGCCCUUGCAAACCGUCAGAAGCAAGUCGUUGUAGCAGCUGAAAACUGUCGGAAAGCAGUCCCUCAUGUAGCAGCAAGAAGCCGCCGAACGCUUGCUGAUAUCGGCAAUCUUAUCAACGGCCGUCCUGCUCCUGCAAAUCGUCAGAAGCCACUGGUUGCUGCACCUGACAGGAAUGGAAAAGCAGUGAAGCUGAAGGAGUGGAGUAAAGUGAAGCCCGAAGUCAUUGUGAUAAGUUCAGACUCUGAGAAGGAGAAGAAAGCCAAAGUCUCAGGAGGUCAGAGAGUUGCAAGGAGGGUACCAACCCUUACUUAUAUUCUGACAACUUGCAGCAGGGCUUCUGAUGGGAUAAUCUCCAGCCCGAAGAAGGUGAAGGCAUAUGACAUUGAUGCGGCUGAUGCUCACAAUGAGCUGGCUAUGGUUGAAUAUGUCGAGGACAUAUACAGAUUCUACAAGAGUACUGAGGGCACCUGCCUGCCUCUUAGCAGCUACAUGAGCUCGCAGGCCGAGAUCAAUGAGAGGAUGAGAGCUAUCGUUAUUGAUUGGAUCAUUGAAGUACAGCACAGGCUUAUCCUAAUGCCAGAGACACUUUACUUGACUGUGUACAUCAUCGAUCAGUACUUGUCCAUGGAGAAUGUGCCAAGAAAGGAGCUACAGCUUGUUGGCGUAAGUGCCAUGCUGAUAGCAUGCAAGUAUGAGGAAAUAUGGGCUCCACUGGUUGAGGAUUUGCUGUGCCUAUGCGACAAUGCCUUCACCAGAGAGCAGAUUCUGACCAAGGAGAAGGCCAUCCUGGACAAGCUCCACUGGAACUUGACAGUUCCAACAAUGUACAUGUUCAUUGUCCGGUAUCUGAAAGCUGCUGCGGCAAAGGGUGACAAAGAGCUUGAAAACAUGGCAUUCUUCUACUCUGAGCUUGCAUUGGUCCAGUACACGAUGCUGAUUUACCCUCCAUCAGUGACCGCAGCUGCUGCCGUCUAUGCUGCUAGAAGUACUCUUCAAAUGAAUCCACUGUGGACUGAUAUUCUGGAGUAUCACACUGGCUUAACUGAACCACAGUUACUGGACUGCGCGAGGCGCCUGAUGAGCUUCCACGCCCUGGCGCCGGAGAGCAAGCAGAAGGCGGUGUACAGGAAGUACUCCAGCCCCAAGCUCGGCGCCGUCUCGCUCUGCUCGCCUGCCAAGAAGCUGCUGUCGGUCUGAGCCGAAGCUCCCUGCGCUGCUGCUGCUCAUUUUCUCUUCUCUCUUGGGAGGUGCUAUUUGCUGCUGCUGUAUCAUCGCUUCGAUGGUACCAUUUCGUUUGGGCCCUGUUUUCAUCUUCUCUUGGCUUUGCUACUUAAAGCAGAGCGUGUGUUGAUCAGUAUACUUAAAGCAGAGCGUUUGUUGAAAAUGUGGUGCUUGCUGAAGGCUCAGUCAGUGGAACUUUUUGGAGCCUGUGAUGUGAUUUGUGAUGCACUUUCACAGCAUAUGCACCGAGAGACAACUUUUGAUGA
Molecule: messenger RNA, 1825 nt
Organism: Setaria italica (foxtail millet)
Lineage: Eukaryota; Viridiplantae; Streptophyta; Magnoliopsida; Poales; Poaceae
Product: cyclin-B1-3
Exons: 7
Coding region: 168-1535 (455 amino acids)
Biological process (GO): mitotic cell cycle phase transition; regulation of cyclin-dependent protein serine/threonine kinase activity
Cellular component (GO): cyclin-dependent protein kinase holoenzyme complex; centrosome; nucleus
Molecular function (GO): cyclin-dependent protein serine/threonine kinase regulator activity
Source: RefSeq, a predicted model, not a curated record